This is a messenger RNA of Acanthaster planci (crown-of-thorns starfish), 3091 nucleotides long. RefSeq names its product DnaJ heat shock protein family (Hsp40) member C3 (gene dnajc3). Lineage: Eukaryota; Metazoa; Echinodermata; Asteroidea; Valvatida; Acanthasteridae. Gene Ontology annotation, cellular component: endoplasmic reticulum. Gene Ontology annotation, molecular function: misfolded protein binding; protein-folding chaperone binding. Gene Ontology annotation, biological process: protein folding in endoplasmic reticulum. The record is from RefSeq and is a predicted model, not a curated record.
UUGUUUUGCUGUCGUGUGCUUCUACAGAGCUAGAGAUGUGUUUACACGCUGCCGGUGAAAGUAUAUAAAUUCCAAAAGAUUGUUUUCAGGAACGAAGUCAUUGUUGUCUUGAUGAACUUGUCGAAAUGAUUAAUUUCAACCGAUUUUUCUCAUCGUUACCGUUGCUUUUGGCGACGCUUGCUGUGCAGUAUGAAGAGGGGAGAGCAGAGUCAAACUCAGAGAGACUUCUGAAAUUUGGCAAUUCAUUGUUGGCCCAGGGACAACUAGCGGAUGCACUUGCACAGUUCACCUCAGCCAUUGAGAAAGAUCCUGAUAACUACAUGGCGUACUACAAAAGAGCUACAGUCUACCUUGCCCAAGGAAGAUCAAAGGCAGCUUUACCUGAUCUCAAAAAAACUAUGAAACUGAAACCAGACUUUACAUCAGCGUUUAUUCACCAUGGUAACAUUCUUCUUAAGCUUGGCAGAAUGGAUGAAGCAAAGAAAGAUUAUAUUGAAGCGUUAAGACAAGACCCUGGGAACAAAGAAGCGAAGGAAAAUCUUAAUGUCAUCCCUCAGUUGAAGCAACGGUUGAAGGAUGCAGAGAGCUUGGUGAAAGCAGAACGCUAUGAAGAGGCUGUGGACUACUACUCAUCUAUUGUUUCUUAUGUACCUUGGAAUGUUGGGUUCAGACAGUUGAGAGCUGAUGCAUACGUUAUGUAUGGUAAUUACUACAAAGCUAUUGAUGACUACAGAGCUAUAACCAAGCUAAAACCAGACAGUACUGAGGAAUAUUUUCAGAUGAGCCAUCUAUUCUAUAUCUUAGGAGACUUAGAGGAAUCCCUCAGUUCCAUACGGGAGUGCUUGAAGCUGGAUCAGGAUCACAAAGAUUGUUACGCUCAUUACAAAAAAGUCAAGAAGCUUGACAGACAGUACACACAAGGUCAAAACUUGAUCAAUGAAGAGAGAUAUGAUGAAGCAAUCCAAAGAUAUCAUCAAACGAUGGAAACAGAACCUGAAGAUGCUUAUGUGUACCACUCAAGAAGUAAGGCAAAAAUAUGCCAUUGCUAUACCAAGAUGCAAAACACAGCACAAGCUUAUAAAAUCUGUAAUGAGGUCUUAGAACGAGAGAGUGAUAAUGUUGAUGUUUUACUUGACAGAGGAGAGGCAUAUCUUCUCGAUGAAAUGUAUGACAAAGCUUUGGAAGAUUUUAGGAGAGCAAACGAGCUUGAGGAUAGCCAAAGAACACAAGAUGGUCUCAAUAAAGCACAGAAAUUACUGAAGCAAUCACAGAAAAGAGACUAUUACAAGAUAUUAGGAGUUAAAAGAACUGCAAAAAAGAGAGAAAUUCUGAAAGCUUAUAGGAAGCUAGCGCAGCAGUGGCAUCCAGAUAAACACGAAGAUGGAGUAGCCAAAGAAAAAGCAUCCAAAAUGUUUAUGGAUAUAGCAGCAGCUAAAGAAGUACUAACAGAUCCAGAGAAACGUCAGCAAUUUGAUCAAGGGGAGGAUCCCUUAGAUCCAGAGGAGCAACAGAAGAGAAAUCAACAUUGGGGGAAUCCAUUUGGAGGUGGAUUCAAUCCUUUUGGAAGUGGAGGAGGUGGUUUUAAUUUCAAAUUUCACUUUCCAUGAGUGAAAAUUUAGGUUUAGUAUAAAUAAUUGCUCAGGGGCUGGUUGAAAUGAACACUGAUUGACACUAAUGCACCACUGCUCCUUAUUGUUCCGUCUUCAAUAUUUGGUCAUCACCCUGAUCUGCCCACCUUCACAAAUAUCUUUGUACGUCAAAGCAAGGUGUUUUUGUGUGAUGGUCCAUUUUAUAUUGACCACCUGUAGUUAUUUAUAGGUUAUAAAGAAGUACACAUUGAGAUUGGAAUCAAGACCUAAGUACAUGUACCUUCUGGGGUCGGUGAAUUCAAUACUUGGUGGGUGAAAUAAACAUAAAACUCCUAGGCUGAUUGAUGGAUGAUGUGAGCGUCCAUGUACAUUUCAUAUCAGACUGAUGGAAAUUCCACUUUCCUGGUAUUAAAUGUACACAUGGCAGCUUGUUUCACUGGUCAAAGUGAAAAAAAGAAUUUUUGUUUUUAAUAAUGUGAUACUCUUGGAAGUGGGCAAAACAGUCCAAGCAAGAUAAGCUAUUUUCAUACUUUUUCAUUUCUUUGUUUGGUAUUCAAAGUCAUUAAUGUCAUGGUUUCUUUGUUAUAAAGAUUUUUACUAAGGUCAUUCAAAUACUUUACUGAUGAAUUUUGGUCAUUGUUAAAUUCGAAACUUGCAUAAGAAAAUGAGUGCCUUUUAAUUUAAACUUUAGUUUGAGUCAUUGUAAACCUAAAUGUUGGGUUUGUAUUCGACUAUACAAAUGAAGAUAGAAGUAAUGGGUGCCCAGACAGAAAUCUACACCACAUGUUGGUUACCACCUGUUGGCAUCAUUUUGUGGUUUCUAUAGGAAUCUGAGUUGGCUGUAACAAAGAUCGAAUAGAGACAAAGGUUUGCAACAUCAGCGUUAGACUGCAGUUGCGAUUAAGGGCAGUUAAAAUUCCAGGACCGAAACCCAACUGUGUUCAUUUUUUUUUUAAUUUGGUUUUUUUUGGGGGGGGGUAAUCUUGUCAGACAAAUGUUCAUUGGAAUGAGGUCCAGUGACACCACGAUCUGGCUUGCGUCAAAGUCAUGCUUUACUGUUCAAAGUUGAUGUAUGACUUGUCAUUUUUUGGCAAUUAUCACUUGUGUAUUUCAUCUCUUAGAUUAUUCGUCGUCAGUGAAAUCGCCAGCCGUCAAUGUCUUUGAUAUGCAGAUUGUGUUGGUAUUUUACUUGCGAACCUUAAUUGUGGGAACACCAUAAUCUUAGUCUAAAUAGAACCUGGCCGAUUUUUGCCACAGCAUUUUUUUUUUUUUUUGCUUACUUUUCAGAACAGCAUCGAGUACCACAAAUAAGGAUUAUCCUUUAAGUUUUCAUUGUUCUGGGUUGAGAAAAAAGUAGUUUUUCCUCCUUGUUUAAAGAUACAUUUGGAAGUAUUUCAACAACAAAUAAAAACAUUAAAAUUUCAUCACUCUAAAACUUGGUAUUUGACACUUUGAAGAAAAUAAAAUGCAAUAAACUUUUUUUGACUUUAUCAAAAUGUAAA